CUUCGCCGUUGCUUGACUUUAUUAUGAAAAAAUUGAGUGUUACGGUCCCCAUCACAGAACCCGAAUUCCUUCGCUCUCUGUUUCCAGAAUAUAUUUUGCUUCUCUACCAGAUCCGAAUAUGUAUUUUUAACUCUAAAAAAUUCUGAUUGACUAGCCUCAUCUUCUCUUCCCCGAAACCACUGCAUAUGCCUUUUACAUAUAUCCACUCUAACUUGGUAGCCUCGUUUGAUCCCUUUCCCCCAUCUUUUCAUUUCUCUCCCACAAUGGCCUAGUAAAUUCCAAAUUUCUCCAUCCCCAUUCAACCUCCAGCUUCUGGCAACAAUGUCCAUACAAUCCUCCUCCUUUAGCCAUACGUUUUCGAACUUAAAAGAUCUGAGUGUGUUUCCCCUCAUUGAUUGACCCAACUUUAGGAAUAACAUAAGAUGAUCACCCGUUGGACCCUCUAAAGAACAAGCAGCAACAUCCCCAAACAUAUUCAGCCAACCAUCAUUCACCAAAAUCAUGCCUAGUUUUUCUUGCACCAAAGCUUGUGUUCCCCUCCCUCUCUCCCAGGUAAGUUGGUAGCCUUCAAAUCUAAAAAUCCUCAAGCCUCAGAACCAGAUAGCUUCCCUGAAGCCUCCCAUACGCUGCCACUCCACCUGCGGCAGCCUUCCUCUUUUCUCACUGGCGUACAUAACGUCAUUGAAGUCACCCAUCACCAACCACGGCAAUGAUCCUCUGCAACCAGGAGACUUCAAUGUUGGAAUCUGCCCAAGGAUCAACACACACAUAUAGGCAAUGGAAGAAGAACACAAAGAUAUCCAUACAGGAUAUCCAAGCUUCUCUACGCUUUCUGCAAUCAGGAUAUCCAUACAUACUAGUGAAUCUCCAUCUAAGUAGCACCGGGACGGAAAUGGAAACGGGGACGGGGAAACACUAAACUCAAAAUAUCAGGAAACAGGUACGGCAAGGAAACGUCAAACUAAAAAUUAAUUUUUUUUACUAAUAUAAGUAAUGCAUACGUCUUACUUCUGAAGUAAGUUCCAUAUUUGAGUAUAAAGAAAGGUUCGUACUUACUAGAACUUGGAAACAAUUGAAAUUGAAGAGAGAAUCCUCUCACCCAAAAACCAAAGCCUUCUCUUCGGACCUAUCCAGUGAAGUAGCGAACCAGCACGGCAGCACUCCCUGCCUCCCUGGAGUCCAGGCGAUGAUGAUAGUCGAUGGUCUCUGUCUCGUUCGCAGGCUUGAAGCAACAACUCUUCGCAAAUAACCCUUCGCACUUCGUUCGCAGUCUUUGGCUCUUCACACUUCGUAGAAUCAGACUCGCAAAGAGUGAAGUGUAUGAAGGAAUCAUGGGAAUGAAGAAACAACAUUGGAGGACUUGGUCUCGGAUCCAGACCAUUAAACGCAAGCUAAAGGCAUACAACUGGAGUCUUGCACACAUUCAUCCGACAAUCAACAAGGCUGUUGAUUAUUUGGCUUAUAAGAGCACUUCCAUGAAAACCAAGAAUCAUCAUUUUAAUCAUUUUGUUGGUAUUUUAAAGUUUGAUGCGGUUAGCUAUCCG
Molecule: messenger RNA, 1544 nt
Organism: Cuscuta europaea
Lineage: Eukaryota; Viridiplantae; Streptophyta; Magnoliopsida; Solanales; Convolvulaceae
Source: the annotation of a GenBank genome assembly